AACAGUGUAACACGAAUUUCUUCAGAAUCUCUUCGACGACCAAAUGUUUCUUUUAUGUAUGAACGUCCAGUUCCCAGUGUAAAACAAGUACCAAAAAUGUUUCCAAACAUUCCAUUGACUAAAUGUUUAAUGUUAUUGUUAUUUUAUACAGGAAUUUCAGAGUCACAAAAAUUCGAUUGCAACAAAGAUGAACCAUGUAUGCCACUCAGACACUGUAAGGAAUAUAUGGAUUUCAUUAACGUUACCAAAAACCUCCAUCGGCAUUUCAUAAAAUUUUUAAUCGAUAAACAGUGUGGUUUCUACAAAGAGGAGCCUAAAGUUUGUUGUGGCAAAAUACCACCGGCAUUGAAAUAUGUCAUUUUAGCGAGCAUAAAUAGACCCCACAACAGAUAUAAACGAUCUGCAAAGAGCACUGACAACGAUCAAUUAGAUCAACUCAAUCUGGAUGAAUCAUUAUACUAUACCUCAGACAUUAAUCAAACAGAAGAUCUACUGAGGCUAACAAGGGAAACUGGUGUAAUGGAAAACAUUGGUCGGUUGGAUAUUCGCUGAUUUCUUUUCAACCUUUAUAUGAAAAAAUACUCAACUAUCUAUUCUUGAUUCCAUAAGUCAAAAACAAGUUAUUCAUUUCGAAUAAACACAAUUUAUAAUUUAACUCAAUAUGUUAGAAAUAAUAGCUAACAUGAAUAAAAGUUAUUAUACAGUUA
Harmonia axyridis is the source of this 707-nucleotide messenger RNA. RefSeq lists its product as uncharacterized. NCBI's taxonomy places the organism in Eukaryota, Metazoa, Arthropoda, Insecta, Coleoptera, Coccinellidae. The transcript is spliced from 2 exons. The record is from RefSeq and is a predicted model, not a curated record. Bases 55 to 552 code for a protein of 165 amino acids.